AUGAAGACAUAUUUGAAUAGUCAAACAGGUGUCGUAUUCUUGCUUUUGGCUGCACAAAAUCUUCAAAGUUUAUUUGAUAGUAUUCAUGCACAUCUUCCCGUGUGCGUAUGGAUUAUUAUUGUUGCUUGUCUUCUACUUGGGCCAUGUUGGCUUGGAACACCAAAAGAUAGUUGGCCUAUAGCCAUUGGCGCUAUGGUUUGUACGGCUAUUGCAUGUGUAUUUAUAACGAUUAGUACACUCAUCCAUUAUCGAACGAUUAAACACAAUGAUCCAAGUCCAAUAACAUUUAAAUCAUUUUCAUUUUCUAUGGGAACAAUGUUUUUUGCAUGGGGUGGCUCAGCUAUGUUUCCAACAAUACAAGUUGAUAUGCGUCAACCACAUCGAUUUCACUUAGCAGUAAUUAUUGCUUAUUCAAUUCUAUUAGUUUUCUAUUUGCCCGUAUCCGUUAUUGGAUAUCUUGUUUACGGUUCACAUGUACAAGACAAUAUAUUAAAAAAUUUACCAAGAAAUUUUCUACGUUAUUCAGUUGAAAUCUUGAUUACUGGUCAUUUAGCAAUGGCAUUUACAAUAGUACUGAAUCCAAUAUUUCAAGGUUUCGAAGAACUUACACGUGUACCAAAACAUUUCUGUUGGCAACGUGCUAUAUUACGUAGUGGUAUUGUCUUAUUUUUAGCAUUUAUGGCUGAAUCUAUACCACAUUUCGGUGCUAUACUUGCAUUUAUUGGCAGUUCAACAGUAUCAAUUCUAGGUUUCAUAUUACCGGUGAUUUGUUUUGUAAUGAUUAAAGUUCAAUCAACACAAUUAGUUCAUGAAAAAUUCGUUGAUACGAUAUUUAGGGUAGUACCAAAAUUGGAUAUUAUUUUAUUAGCAUUAGCAUUAUUUGUUGGACUUUAUGGUGCUUUAGCUUCGUCUUAUUCAUCAUUUUCGGAUUUAGUCAAUCCAAAGUCAUAUGUUAAACCAUGUUGGCUUAACUCAACAGCAGCCGAAGAACCUCCAAUGAAUGCAUCACUAUUUUAA
Rotaria socialis is the source of this 1017-nucleotide messenger RNA. Lineage: Eukaryota; Metazoa; Rotifera; Eurotatoria; Philodinida; Philodinidae. The record is from the annotation of a GenBank genome assembly.